GAUCGUUAUAGUCCUCCAGGUUAUGAGGAAUCUAGUAUAUGGCCACUCACCGGAUUGAAUGUGAUUGAAGCGUAUCGAAAUCGAGUUGGCGAGGCAACCCCUUAUCACCACGACGAUGAUUUCCUGUCCAUUGAAGUGAUGGCUUAUCCAAUGCCAUUCAUAACUACCUUCGGUCCAGGCGGCCUUUAUAUUGAUCAACGGGUGCAUUUGGAGGGCUUUUUCAGCUGUAAUCUGACUGCUAUCUUCAGUACACCUAGUUCCUCGUUCGUCUUCAAACUGGAAUAUGAAAAAAGGAAAAAGGAUAAAAAUCAACGGGUGCAUUUGGAGGGCUUUUUCAGCUGUAAUCUGACUGCUAUCUUCAGUACACCUAGUUCCUCGUUCGUCUUCAAACUGGAAUAUGAAAAAAGGAAAAAGGAUAAAAGUUGUAGUAAAAGGGGCAAAGAGGGAAUCGAAAGGCGGAGCGAGGUGGACAAAGAUGUUUUAAAAAAUUUCGGAAAAGUUUAA
Molecule: messenger RNA, 504 nt
Organism: Gongylonema pulchrum
Lineage: Eukaryota; Metazoa; Nematoda; Chromadorea; Rhabditida; Gongylonematidae
Source: the annotation of a GenBank genome assembly